Messenger RNA from Eucalyptus grandis, 1345 nucleotides. Its product is annotated as protein farnesyltransferase/geranylgeranyltransferase type-1 subunit alpha. Gene Ontology annotation, molecular function: protein farnesyltransferase activity; CAAX-protein geranylgeranyltransferase activity. The record is from RefSeq and is a predicted model, not a curated record. Bases 44 to 1072 code for a protein of 342 amino acids. Lineage: Eukaryota; Viridiplantae; Streptophyta; Magnoliopsida; Myrtales; Myrtaceae. Gene Ontology annotation, cellular component: CAAX-protein geranylgeranyltransferase complex; cytoplasm; protein farnesyltransferase complex. Gene Ontology annotation, biological process: protein geranylgeranylation; protein farnesylation. The transcript has 5 exons.
UUUUCGCUCGACACUUCGGAACGACGGCAGAGAGAGAGAGAGAAUGGCGUCGUCGUCGUCGUCGUCGUCGGAGGGGGAGGGCCGGCGAGCGUGGGUCCCUCUCGCCUCCCGGCCGGAGUUCGCCGGCGUGACGCCGCUGCCGCAGGACGACGGCCCGAGCCCGGUGGUCGCGAUCGCGUACCGGGACGAUUUCCGGGAGACCAUGGACUACUUCCGAUCCCUCUACAGCUCCCGGGAGCUCUCCCCUCGCUCUCUCCUCCUCACCUCCCUCGCCAUCUCCGUCAACCCCGCCAAUUACACCGUGUGGCAUUUCAGGCGUCAAGUGCUGGAGGCGCUCGGUGCCGACUUGACCGAGGAGCUCGAAUUUACUGAAGGCGUGGCCAAGAGGAAUGCCAAAAACUACCAGCUUUGGCAUCAUCGGCGUUGGGUUGCUGAGAAGUUGGGACCUGAUGCUGCAUCUAGGGAACUUGAGUUCACAAGGAAGAUAUUCUGCCUGGAUGCUAAAAAUUAUCAUGCCUGGUCUCAUAGGCAGUGGGUUCUUCAAGCUCUAGGCGGUUGGGAGGAUGAACUUGACUAUUGUGCGCAGCUCCUUAAGGAAGACGUGUUUAACCAUUCUGCUUGGAAUCAGAGGUACUUCGUCAUCACAAAAUCUCCUUCCCUUGGAGGUCUAAAUGCUAUGAGAGAUUCUGAAGUUGAUUAUGCUAUUGAAGCUAUCCAUGCAAAUCCGGAGAAUGAGAGCCCAUGGAGGUACCUUCGUGGCCUUUACAAUGACGAAAAUGAAGCUUGGCUAAAUGAUUCUCGAGUGCAUUCAGCAUGUCUGCAUGUUCUGAAAGCCAAAAGAAACUUCAAAUUUGCUUUGAGUACACUUUUGGAUCUGCUUGGCCUCGGCUUCAAACCUAACCAAGAAAUAAAGGAUGCAAUAACAUCUUUGAGGACUUCAGAUUCGGGUGAAGCAGGUUCAGACUCAGAUCUGGCAAAUUCAGUUUGUUCUAUCUUGGGACGUGAAGAUCCAAUGAGAGCCAAUUAUUGGACAUGGCGAAGCAGCAAGCUUCCUCAAGCAGCUGAAGUCUGAUAUCCAAUACGAGCAGGCUUUUUCAUAAGCUAUUGACUUAUGUCUUGUAUUUUACUCUGAAUCCGCUUUUAGAAGGUGAUAGGAUUCAGUAUGAGCACCUAUCCACCAGUAACAUGGCAGGCAUGUUUUAAGGGUUUGUUGAUUCAAUUCUACUUCAUGUAUCAGGUGCCUCUAUGCCGUGAGGAGUCUUUCCUAAGUUGAACCACUUGCUUGUUAUGGACUCUAUUGAUGUAAUGGCAGCAUGAUUCGAUCGACAAAAUUAUUCUUGUCCCG